AGAACAUACACAUAUUCAUAUAAAAAAUGCACAGAGCAAACACAAAUAUCCAAGGCUUCACUCAUGCCGUCCAAAUCCUCCUCAAAAACCCCUCCCAGUUCCUCCCACACCUCACCAUCCCAACCUUCACGCAUCUCCCCGAACAACUCGGCCCUCAUCUCCAACAAACAAUUGCACCACCACCACCACAACAACAACCAACGGAGAAGAAACAACCCGAACAAUUACAAACACAAACACAAACCCCAAUAACAAUAACCGCCUUGGUCCUCGACAAAGACAACACCCUCUGCCCCCCCAAAACAACUACCUUCCCCCCCAAAUCCUCUCGAAACUAACCUCUCUCCGCACCUCCCCAACCUCCCCCUUCAACAAGGACACAAACCCGAAUGGCAUCCUAAUCGUCUCCAACCGCGCCGGAAGCCACCCUGCGUACGACGCGGAGAUUCAAUCCAUCGAGACGCAGCUCGCGCCGCUGCGCAUUCCCGUCUUCAGACUUCCCGAGGGGGCAAGGAAGAAGCCCUUCUGCGGUGAGGAGGUUGUAAAGUGGUUCCAGGACAGACGGGUCGUCAAGGGGCCCGAGGAGAUUGCUGUUGUUGGGGAUCGGUUGGGGACGGAUGUCGUUAUGGCGUCGGAGAUGGGGGCGUGGAGUGUUUGGUGUUCCGAGGGGGUUUUUGGGGGAGGAAGGGAUAAGGAGGAGGAAUUUGCUGGAGAAGAUGGAGGUGUGGAUGGAGAGGUAUCUGAGGAUUGACAGGGGAUUGAGGGCUCCUGCACCCAGGGGUUGGGAGGCCAGGUAGAACUGAGUUCAGCCGCUUUUGGUGAGAGAUGGAGUGCAAUACAGUGCUGCAUGCAGAAGAGUUACCAUGUACAAUGAGCAUGUGUCUUGGAGUACAUAUGAACUUGAUAUUCUAUGUGGAUAGACACAUAUCCACCAACAUAUACGAGAGCUAAGCCGUUGCAACAUCUACGCGGCACCAGAAUAAAGGACAAGUUUCCCUAUGAACACUCAACGCGCCUGCAUCGGAAAUCCAUCAGACCCUUAUGACAUCUUGGCCAGAAAGGUCUUGAUUCAGUCCCAAGUACCACGGGCCCAGGGACAGAGUCUCCAGGAGAUUCUUCACGCAGCAUAUAAAAGCCAGUGUCAAGGAUGCUAGCCAUAGGACAAAAACUCAAAAAGUGAUCAUCACAGAAAUAUAUGCGAACAUUUCCGAACCAACCAACCCGAAGAAAGAAAAAGUAAUGAAAAGGGACCCAAGUCUCCGUCCCAAUCUGACUUUGUAUGGCAUAAACACGUGAGAACGACCCGACCGGUAAAUGAAAAUAAGAAAUGAAAAUUAAGUCGGGAUUAAACGAAGAGAUAAAGAGGUUCAACCUGAGCAACCGGGCAUGGGAAGAAGAAAAUCCAAAAAGUAUUAGGACCCGCCUCGGAAUAGAAUAAAACAAACAAAAAAAAAAGAAAAAGAAAAAGAAAAAGAAAAAAAGGAAAAGGAAAUAACGCUAUUAAUAUAGACAAACAAAAAGCGACAUAUGUCAAAAUAGAUAUAAUGACCUGGCGAGCUGAAUCCAACUCCAGGUAAUUGAGGCCCCCUUGCCGCAAAAUAGCGGGCCAUUCAGAAGGCUUGCAGCACUACCGACAAGAGCUAUCUCCCCCAAUUGACAGCCCUUGAUAUAAGCGUGACACCAACACAGCGACAUUGCAAUAUAUAUCUGGUGUUUUUUUUU
Monascus purpureus is the source of this 1722-nucleotide messenger RNA. Lineage: Eukaryota; Fungi; Ascomycota; Eurotiomycetes; Eurotiales; Aspergillaceae. The record is from the annotation of a GenBank genome assembly.